This is a messenger RNA of Sebastes umbrosus (honeycomb rockfish), 2407 nucleotides long. It is a transcript of the gene rbpjl, whose product is annotated as recombination signal binding protein for immunoglobulin kappa J region-like. Gene Ontology annotation, biological process: regulation of transcription by RNA polymerase II. Gene Ontology annotation, molecular function: RNA polymerase II cis-regulatory region sequence-specific DNA binding; DNA-binding transcription activator activity, RNA polymerase II-specific. Lineage: Eukaryota; Metazoa; Chordata; Actinopteri; Perciformes; Sebastidae. The record is from RefSeq and is a predicted model, not a curated record. The transcript is spliced from 12 exons. Bases 1 to 1620 code for a protein of 539 amino acids. Gene Ontology annotation, cellular component: nucleus.
AUGGAUGAGCUGGACGUCGGAGACGACGGCAGGAAGGAGAGCUCCAGGAGCCAGACCGGGUUCUCCUCUCUACUGUACCCGGCUCCUCUGACCCCAGACACGGUCAGCCCGCUGACUCACCUGGGCACGCUGCUGGCCGGACACGACGCUCCGAGGACCGGAUGGGACAGGAGACUGGACCUGGGGUUUGAAGGCUGUCAGUUACUGGGAACAACGAGGGAACCAGGAAGAGAAGCUCACGCUGACCAGAGCGUCACCAUCCUGCACGCCAAGGUCGCUCAGAAGUCCUACGGCAACGAGAAAAGGUUCUUCUGCCCUCCUCCGUGUGUUUACAUCAGCGGUCAUGGAUGGAGAGUCAUGCAGGACCAUCUGAAAGCUGCUGGCGGUGCAGACUCGGUGUAUCGGCUGUCUGGUUACAUGUGUCUGGACAGCUCCGCUCAGUCUCAGGCCGACGCAUUCAAACUGGUGUUCGAUGAGCAGCCAAACUGCAGGAUGUUUGCCUCUGCCAAGUCGCUGUUCAUCUCUGAUCAGGACAAGAGGAAACACUUCUGCCUGCUGCUACGACUCUUCCUGGGCAACAGACAGGAAGUGGGUUCGUUCCAGAGCCGGAUGAUCAAAGUCAUCUCUAAACCGUCCCAGAAGAGACAGUCCAUGAAGAACGCCGACCUGUGUAUCUCCUCGUGCUCCAGAGUAGCUUUGUUCAACCGUUUACGCUCUCAGACGGUCAGCACUCGCUACCUCUCAGUGGACAGAGGAGCCUUCAUCGCCAGCGCCAGACACUGGACCGCCUUCACCAUCACCCUGGUGGAGGACCAGCGUGCUGACCAAGGCGACUUUGUGCUGAGCGAAGGCUUCAUCUGUUACGGCUGUGUGGUCCAGUUAGUGUGCACUGAGUCUGGAGUCGCUCUGCCACCCAUGGUGAUCCGAAAGGUCAACAAGCAGCACGCCAUCCUGGACGUGGACGAGCCCGUCUCUCAGCUCCACAAGUGUGCCUUCCAGUUCCGAGACAACCCACACGCAUACCUGUGUUUAUCCAAUGACAGCAUCAUACAGUACCAGGCCCCGUCCAACGUCAGAGACCCCAGCAGAGUGGUGCUGAACGACGGGUCCUGCUGGACCAUCAUCGGAGUGGAAGCGGUGGAGUUCACCUUUAAUCAGGGUCCCGCCUGCAUCCAGACACCAGUCACUCCGUUUCCUGUCAUCACCGGGUUAGAGGUGAACGGCGGAGGACACGUCGCCAUGUUGGAGGUCCACGGAGAAAACUUCAGCCCUCAUCUCAAAGUGUGGUUUGGAAACAGCGAGGCCGAGACCAUGUUCAAGUCUCCUAAAUCUCUGCUCUGCGUCGUCCCUGACGUCUCCGUGUUCAGAGACGGCUGGCGUUGUCUGCGACGCAUCAUCACCGUCCCUCUGUCUCUCAUCCGAUUGGACGGCCUGAUCUAUCGCACGUCCUUCAGUUUCACCUACAGCCCCGAGCUGCAGCCGCCGCCGUGCGUCCGAGGAGCAGCGGGAGGAGGGAGGAGGGAGGGAGGGACGGAGGGAGGCCAGCAGGACGACGUCCUCUUAGAGACCAUCCAUCAGGAGUUCACCAGAGCCAACUUCCACCUCUUCAUGCAGACGUAGCUACGCUGCUCUCAGCGCUGGAGGCGGUGACGUCUAGGCUACAUGUCAGUAGCUGCUGAGGAAACGUCUCUGACUCUGACUUUAUCUCUGUCCAGGUGGACAUCACUGAUCUGGUAGAACAGCUGACAGUGUAACAUCAACUUCUCUAUCAUAUCAUUUCAUCCAUCUUCAUGACCAUCACGCCUCCCAUCAGUCAUGAACUGCUUCGCUUUUAUAAUACAUUUUUUAGCAUCUAACGUCAUGUCAAACUCUUUAUUUCUGACAUUUAACAUGUUGUUAGCAGCUGUUCUUCACAAGAUUGAAUAAGUCUCAUUUUUUAGGUUAGAUUACAACCUGUUCACACAUUGGCAAUGAAACGAUUAACACACGUUUAUACGUGUAAAAACGUACGUACAGUCCCUUUAAGAGAGUUUGGUGAAUCCAACACUUGUACAAGAGUAAGAGAGGUUUAGGAUAAGAAGUUGUACGGUAUAUUCCAGUAGUUCAUCACAAGUUCAGGGUACUGGGAGGAAGUGUAGGACUCAAAGCUUCCACAGCGCUGCUGGACUAAUCUGAUGUAUUGUGUUUUGUGUUGCCUGUGAUUUUCUGCUGUAUUACACAUCUGACCAACAGUCGGCUGCAGAGCCUCACGUCUUUGUCCCUUUAACAAUGAAAGCCUUCAUCCUUAUUAUGUUAAUCCGGUGAAUUAAAGUGUCUGGUAGCAGCAAAACGCAACAAACUAACAGAGCCGACAUCACCUCUUUGUUCCUGCUGUACGUCUGACCUGAAGUUAAGUCAUUAACGGCUC